AGGAUCUAACCAACAUGGUGUUCAAGCUGGUGGUCGAGUCUCAGCCGCAGAGGCAACAGAUGGCCAGAGCCGUCGACGCCCUGGCGGAGCGCAUCAGAGCCAUGGAGACCAACUUCCAGGAGCUCAAGGCCGAGUUGGACAAGAAGACGGGCCAUAAUUUGGGGGAGGAGUUCGAGAGCAUCAAGAGGGAGCUUUUCUCACUCUCGAAGUUCACGUCAAAGGAGACGGAGGACAAGCGCAAGAGGCUAGAUGUCCUUCACACAGACAUCGCGACCGUCCACAAGACCGCGCAGUCCUCCCUCCUCGAGACUCUCGACAAGCACCUCGACAAGCUCACGGACUCGAACUCCAAGGUGCUCACCCAGCUCACCAGCGAGCACCAGAGCAUGUUCGGGGUCUCCCUCAUGGGCAUUGUCUUUAUACUGAUCGGGGGGCUCUCCCUCUACAACAAAUUCCGAUGCUGGGAGAAGAAGCACAUCCUGUAGCAGCCGUGUCCACCUCCCCCCUUCUUCGGCGGUUGCCAGAGGUGCCCCUGGCCCAGGGCGGCCCCAGGACUUGCACGGACGCCCCAUCGGCCUCGAGGGCACCCAGGAGGGGCCCUCGGGGCCUGAUGAGGGGGUGCCCAACGUGGCCG
This is a messenger RNA of Prorocentrum cordatum, 634 nucleotides long. The record is from the annotation of a GenBank genome assembly. Lineage: Eukaryota; Dinophyceae; Prorocentrales; Prorocentraceae.